UCGGAGAGGGAAGCUUGGGACCAGCAAAGGCCCCGGCGCCUCGGGUGGCGGAGGCUGGAGGACAAGCCGCCCUUUCUAAUUCCUCAGCCUCUGUGUAAUCAGCUGCCCUUUUGGAAAUUGGCUGGAUGCCGGUGUCACUGACUUGUCCUCAGCAUACCACGCAGAAGUAACAUGUUCCCAGCAUUGAAAACAGAAGUAAAGCAGGAGACUCUUCCUGAUCCCUAUGAAGACUUUAUGUACCAUCAUCUUCAAUACUAUGGCUACUUUAAAGGUCAGAGAGGUAGUUUACCAAACUCAGCUACGCACCAGCAUGUUUGGAAGAAUAAUCCGCGAUACCUGUUGAAUGGCUCUUUUGGAAAAAGAGAGGAUACGAGGCCAGACCCUCUGCCAAAGGAGAAGCUUCUGUGGCCCACGUGUUCAUCUUCAGCUGUGCACAGACAGCUAGAAGCCGUGAGCAGAGAUUCCCUUAUGCUUCGCUCCCCACUUCUUAAGAGCAGGCAGCUUCUUCAUGGUGAAUUUGGUGAAGUCAACCCAUGUCUUCAAGAGCCCCGAGGUCUCUUCGCCUUCUUCUCUAGCAGCGGGUCACUGCAGGCUCCGAGGUGGCCAAUAGAAUGUGAGGUCAUCAAGGAAAACCUUCAUCAUAUCGAAUGGGUUCCACCUCAACCAGAAUAUUUCUAUCAACCUACAGGAAAUGAGAAGUUACCAGAAAUUGUAGGAGAAGAAAAAGGCACAGUUGUCUUUCAAUUAGAUUCAGUGCCCACCGAAGGCUCCUAUUUCACCAGCUCCAGAGUGGGAGGCAAGCGAGGGACCAUCAGGGAGCUUGCUGUCACGCUGCAAGGACCCAAGGACAAUACUCUCCUGUUUGAGUCAAGGUUUGAGAGCGGGAAUCUGCAAAAAGCUGUCAGAGUAGACACCUAUGAGUAUGAACUCACCUUGCGGACGGACCUCUACACAAACAAACACACUCAGUGGUUUUAUUUUCGAGUGCAGAACACCAGAAAAGAUGCCACCUACCGCUUCACCAUUGUCAACUUGCUGAAACCCAAGAGCCUUUAUACUAUAGGAAUGAAGCCACUCAUGUACUCCCAAUUGGAUGCCAAGACCCACAACAUUGGCUGGAGGAGAGAAGGGAAUGAAAUCAGGUACUUUAAGAACAACAGGGACGAUGGGCAGCCGCCCUUUUACUGUCUUACGUGGACCGUCCGGUUCCCACAUGACCAGGACACUUGCUUCUUCGCACACUUCUACCCAUACACAUACACUGACUUGCAGUGCUACCUGGUGUCAGUGGCAAACAACCCUGUCCAGUCUCAGUUCUGCAAACUCCGAACGUUAUGCAGGAGCCUAGCCGGAAAUACCGUCUACCUGCUCACCAUCACCAACCCAUCCCGGACCCCUCAAGAGGCAGCUGCGAAGAAAGCCGUGGUCUUGAGUGCCAGAGUCCACCCUGGAGAAAGUAACGGCUCCUGGGUCAUGAAAGGCUUUUUGGACUUCAUCCUUAGCAACUCUCCAGAUGCCCAGCUCCUCAGAGAUCUCUUUGUCUUCAAAGUGGUCCCUAUGUUAAAUCCAGAUGGAGUGAUUGUGGGGAAUUACCGGUGUUCGUUGGCUGGAAGGGACUUGAACAGACACUACAAGACCAUGCUGAAGGAGUCUUUCCCCUGCAUCUGGCACACCAGGAACAUGAUCAAAAGACUUCUUGAAGAAAGAGAGGUUCUCAUGUACUGUGACUUCCACGGCCACAGCCGUAAGAAUAAUAUCUUCUUGUAUGGCUGUAACAACAGUGAUCGCAAGUACUGGCUUCAUGAGCGAGUCUUUCCUUUCAUGUUAAGCAAAAACGCUCCAGAUAAGUUCUCUUUUCAUAGUUGUAAUUUUAAGGUCCAAAAGUGCAAAGAAGGGACAGGACGAGUUGUAAUGUGGCGGAUGGGCAUCCUGAACAGCUAUACCAUGGAAUCUACCUUCGGGGGGUCCACCCUGGGCAAUAAAAGAGAUACUCACUUUACUAUUGAGGAUCUGAAGUCUCUAGGUUAUCAUGUUUGUGACACCCUUCUGGAUUUCUGUGAUCCUGACCGAACCAAGUUCAUGCAGUGUCUAACAGAGCUUAAAGAGCUCUUACAACAAGAAAUCCGUAAGAAAUUCAAUGAACAUGGUCAAGAUAUGGAUUUAGAAGGAAGUUGGAGUGACAUCUCUUUGUCUGACAUUGAAUCGAGCACCAGUGGUUCUGAUAGCUCCCUCUCAGACGGUCUCCCUGUUCACCUUCUGAACAUAGCAGAGAAGGUAAGAUUACACAGGCCCUUCCACUCAGGAAGUAGCAGCCUUCCGGAGAGCAUGAGCCUCCUGGUUAGUGAAUCAAUUGAAAAAUAUUCUCUUUGCACUCAGUCCUUCCAGGAAAGGGCAGGGUUUGCUUCCACUCUGCAAAAACAGCCUACCUUUUUCGGAAACUCAGAGAAUGCCAGUUCUUCAGCGAUGAGAAAUGAAAAACCAAGGUUGAAUGAGUCACAGUUACACGGAAGAGACAAAGGCAUCUCUCUGGACCCAUCAAAAAUGACCUCCUUGAUUCUGACUAAGAAUAAAGAGAGAAUGCAGACAGAGAAGCCAAGAUCCACGGUGUCGUGCUCUCCCAAGAGAAGCACAAACACCAGCCAAGAGCCGGCUCCAGACAUGAAGCCAAACUGGUGCAGGGACAGAUGUCCUGCCACAGAGAGAGGCCGCGCCGCCGUGACGCUGUACCCGUCCUUGCACGUGUACACGUACCCGUAGGGGCCUCACCGGUUGGCACGUUGGCGCUAGACGCAUUCUG
Suricata suricatta (meerkat) is the source of this 2797-nucleotide messenger RNA. It is a transcript of the gene AGBL2, whose product is annotated as ATP/GTP binding protein like 2. The transcript is spliced from 17 exons. Gene Ontology annotation, biological process: proteolysis. Lineage: Eukaryota; Metazoa; Chordata; Mammalia; Carnivora; Herpestidae. Gene Ontology annotation, molecular function: metallocarboxypeptidase activity; zinc ion binding. The record is from RefSeq and is a predicted model, not a curated record. Bases 172 to 2757 code for a protein of 861 amino acids.